Molecule: messenger RNA, 1157 nt
Organism: Suillus subalutaceus
Lineage: Eukaryota; Fungi; Basidiomycota; Agaricomycetes; Boletales; Suillaceae
Exons: 5
Coding region: 188-1093 (301 amino acids)
Source: RefSeq, a predicted model, not a curated record
GCUGUCCUUGUGGUACCACACCGCUAUCGAUCGGUCAAUCGAUCUCCCAGUCGAUCGAGGUUCAAGUCCUUUUAUGGUCGUCCUUGCUGACAUGAUUCCCAUCUCCACACGCGUAUUAUAAUCAUUAUAUGAUCGAUGUGUGUAUGUCGUUACUUCUAAACAACACCAUGCUGCCCCUUGGUCUGGCAUGCAGUACCGGCUCGUGAUCAACAAAGAAGUCCUCGACGAUAGUGUUCAUCGCACAUCCACCAACCUGUCUAGUAGUCUUCCCUACAUCAAUGGUGACAUGAUGUCUCCUUCAAAUACACGAGGCUCAACAACAUGCCCCAAUCAUGGGCUCGCGGUGCCUCAUUCUAUUACAAUAUCAAGCCCCAACCAUGGUGGUCAGCCCGCCACCUUAUCUGGCCCACGGAUGUCAGACGCUCCAUCAAGCAGCAUUAGUUAUACCUGCUACAAUGGCACACAGGAACUUGAACAAUGCUUAACGCAAUCUGUUUCCGGAUUUAACCCUCUUUCGAGUUGUGCCUCCUUGCACAACCCACCAACGCUUCACAGCCACAGCUCUCACUAUGAUCUCGUGUUAGGAGGUACCUGUACUCCUGCAAUGAGGCAUAACUACUGGCUUUCACAGGCAUUCCAAAUGUAUUAUCCAGAUGUCUACCCUGAAGUUCCUACCUCUGAUUUUCGGCUGUAUAACGAGCCGUCGCAUCAGUGGCAGAAUUCUGCCAUGCAUCAGCCAGGUCUUCCAAAUGAGCUCCUCCCACCGAUGAAACCUCCGCCUUUGGCUGCGGAAGCUUUGCAAUUGAGAUUUUCAUCACAGGCCCGUGCAAGUCACGGUGGAAUUAUAUGUUACCCCUCAGAUCACCCGCCCAUCGCCAACCAGCCAUAUUUGACCCCACUUCUCCUCCUACAUUCCUGCCGAUGGCUAUAUGAUGACGCACCCUGCAAGUUCACAGGGACACUGGACGAGUUAAAGGCGCAUUGUAAACGCAGUCAUUUUGCUGGCCCCCCCGAUGCGCAGAUUGAAUGCCGUUGGGAAGCUUGUACUUACCAUAGGCGUGAUGACCCCACGGUGCAUGUCAUGCGGCGCUGACUGCAUGUGGCGCCACACUUACGAAGUUCAUUUAGGGAUGAAGAGGGGUACCUAGGCGUGUCCA